Drechmeria coniospora is the source of this 1257-nucleotide messenger RNA. RefSeq names its product Phosphoglycerate kinase. Lineage: Eukaryota; Fungi; Ascomycota; Sordariomycetes; Hypocreales; Ophiocordycipitaceae. The record is from RefSeq and is a predicted model, not a curated record. Bases 1 to 1257 code for a protein of 418 amino acids. Gene Ontology annotation, cellular component: cytosol. Gene Ontology annotation, biological process: gluconeogenesis; glycolytic process. Gene Ontology annotation, molecular function: phosphoglycerate kinase activity; ATP binding; ADP binding. The transcript is spliced from 3 exons.
AUGUCUCUCUCCAACAAGCUCUCCAUCACCGACGUCGAUCUCAAGGGCAAGAGGGUCCUGAUUCGAGUCGACUUCAACGUACCCCUCGACGAGAACAAGAAGAUUACGAACAACCAGCGCAUCGUCGGCGCCGUCCCGACCAUCAAGCAUGCGCUGAACCACGGGGCCAAGACAGUGGUCCUCAUGUCGCACCUUGGCCGCCCCAACGGCCAGGUCAACGUCAAGUACUCGCUGAAGCCCGUCGUUGGCGAGCUCGAGAAGCUCCUCGGCAAGAGCGUCACCUUUGCGCCCGACUGCGUCGGCGCCGAGGUCGAGGCGCUCGUCGGCAAGGCUGAUGCCGGCUCCGUCAUCCUGCUGGAGAACCUGCGCUUCCACAUCGAGGAGGAGGGUAGCGCCAAGGACGAGGCCGGCAACAAGACCAAGGCGGACAAGGCCAAGGUCGACGAGUUCCGCAGGGGCUUGACGGCCCUCGGCGACGUUUACAUCAACGACGCCUUCGGCACCGCCCACCGCGCUCACUCGUCCAUGGUCGGCGUCGAUCUGCCCCAGAAGGCGGCCGGCUUCCUCAUGAAGAAGGAGCUCGACUACUUUGCCCAGGCGCUCGAGUCUCCCAAGCGACCCUUCCUCGCCAUCCUCGGCGGCGCCAAGGUCUCGGACAAGAUCCAGCUCAUCGACAACCUGCUGGAUAAGGUCAACACGCUCAUCGUCUGCGGCGGCAUGGCUUUUACCUUCAAGAAGACGCUCGACGGUAUGCCCAUCGGCAACUCGCUCUUCGACGAGGCAGGCGCCAAGACGGUGCCGCAGCUCGUCAAGAAGGCCAAGGACAAGAACGUCAAGCUCGUGCUACCCGUCGACUACAUCACGGCCGACAAGUUUGACAAGAACGCGAACACGGGCAAGGCGACCGACGCCGAUGGCAUCCCCGACGGCUGGAUGGGCCUCGACUGCGGCGAGAAGUCGAUUGCGCUCUACAAGGAGGCCAUCAAGGAGGCCAAGACGAUCCUCUGGAACGGACCGGCGGGCGUGUUCGAGUUUGAAAAGUUUGCCAACGGCACCAAGGCGACGCUCGACGCCGUCGUCGACGGCUGCCAGAACGAGGGCAAGAUUGUCAUCAUCGGCGGCGGCGACACGGCCACGGUGGCGGCCAACUACGGCGUCGAGGACAAGCUGAGCCACGUGUCGACUGGCGGCGGUGCCAGCCUGGAGCUGCUCGAGGGCAAGGAGCUGCCGGGUGUGUCUGCGCUGUCGAGCAAGUAG